Messenger RNA from Aspergillus saccharolyticus JOP 1030-1, 3337 nucleotides. Its product is annotated as putative cytoskeleton assembly control protein Sla2. Bases 93 to 3224 code for a protein of 1043 amino acids. NCBI's taxonomy places the organism in Eukaryota, Fungi, Ascomycota, Eurotiomycetes, Eurotiales, Aspergillaceae. The transcript has 12 exons. The record is from RefSeq and is a predicted model, not a curated record. Gene Ontology annotation, biological process: actin filament organization; clathrin coat assembly; endocytosis. Gene Ontology annotation, molecular function: phosphatidylinositol-3,5-bisphosphate binding; actin filament binding; phosphatidylinositol-3,4-bisphosphate binding. Gene Ontology annotation, cellular component: actin cortical patch; clathrin-coated vesicle.
GCACUCGGGCCCACCGGCUCCCGCCGCACUUCUCCGUCUCCUGUUCCCCUGAUUCUUUACCACUCUAGCCACCAGAGCCUUGCACCGCCAAGAUGAGUCGUACCGAGGCUGAUUUAGCCAUCAACAUUCGCAAAGCUACCAGCAUCGAGGAAACCGCACCAAAACGGAAACAUGUUCGGAGCUGUAUCGUAUACACAUGGGACCAUAAAUCCUCCGCCGCCUUCUGGGCUGGAAUGAAGGUCCAACCUGUCCUUGCCGACGAGGUCCAGACCUUCAAAGCGCUUAUCACUAUCCACAAGGUGCUCCAAGAAGGUCACCCAAUAGUAAUUCGUGAAGCGCAGCAACAUGCCAAUUGGAUCGACAGCCUGAUGCGCGGUGUCGGUGGUGAGGGUCUUCGAGGAUACGGACCCCUGAUCCGAGAGUACGUUUACUUCCUCGAGUCGAAGCUCGCAUUCCAUAGGAACCACCCCGAAUUCAACGGCCUCUUCGAAUACGAGGAGUACAUCAGUCUGAAGACGAUUAAUGAUCCCAAUGAGGGAUAUGAAACCAUCAGCGACCUCAUGACUCUUCAGGACCAGAUCGAUGCCUUCCAGAAGUUGAUUUUCUCGCACUUCCAGUCGGGCACAAACAAUGAAUGCCGCAUUUCUGCGUUGGUUCCGCUGGUGCAGGAGAGCUAUGGCAUCUACAAGUUCAUCACCAGCAUGCUAAGAGCCAUGCAUACAACCACCGGUGACGUCGAAGCCUUGGAGCCCCUCCGUGGUCGAUAUGAUGCUCAACACUACCGCCUCGUGCGAUUCUACUACGAAUGUUCCAACUUGCGGUAUCUAACCAGUUUGAUUACUGUCCCCAAGCUGCCGCAGGACCCCCCGAAUCUGUUGUCGGAAGACGAUGAUCGUCCAGCUCUUCCCAGAAGACCAGCCAAAGAGCCCGAACCCGAGCCCACUCCACCCCCCAAGGCGGUGGCUGCUGAUCCAGAACCCAUCAACGAUUUCUGGACCACCGAAGCGAAGCGCCAGCAGGAGGAAUAUGAGGCGGAGCAACGCCGUUUGCAACAGCAAUGGGAGGAACAGCAGCGGCAACAACUCUUGGCGCAGCAGCAGGCACAGCAGGACUUCGAGGAACAGCAACGUCUCCAGGCAGAACAACAGCGUCUGGCUCAUGAGCAAUUGUUACGUGAACAAUAUCAGACUCAAACACAAGGUCGACUGGCUGAGCUGGAGCAGGAGAACCUGAAUGCACGGGCCCAAUAUGAGCGCGAUCAGCUGAUGCUGCAACAGUACGACCGCCGGGUUAAGGAUCUGGAGGAGCAGAUGAACCAGCUGACUGCAAACCUGAACUUGCAAAAUGCUUCCAAGGAUGAUCAAAUUAGAGCACUUCAGGAGCAGGUGAACACAUGGCGGUCCAAGUACGAGGCCCUAGCCAAACUUUAUUCGCAAUUGCGCCAGGAGCAUCUCGAUUUGCUGCAGACCACGAAGAGCCUCAAGCUCAAGGCUGCAUCAGCUCAGGAGGCGAUUGAUCGUCGUGAGAAGCUUGAACGCGAGCUCAAGACGAAGAAUCUGGAGUUGGCCGAUAUGAUCCGCGAGAGAGAUCGCGCAUUGCAUGACCGAGACCGCCUGACCGGCAACAACAAGGAGGAACUGGAGAAACUCAAGCGGGAGCUCCGACUUGCCAUCGAACGCGCGGAGAAUGCUGAGCGCUCCAAGGGUACAGAAAUCUCCACUUUGUUGUCGAAAUACAACCGGGAGAUGGCCGACUUGGAAGAGUCUCUCAGGAAUAAAACUCGUGCUCUGGAAGAGUACACUUCAAGAAACUCGGAACGCCAGGGUGACCACGAGCUCGCUCUUCGCGAGAAGGAUGAGGAGAUUGAGGUGUACAAAUCUGGAAUGGAGCAGGCUUUGAUGGAACUCGAGGAGUUGAAGAUGAGCCAAGGCGAUGUGGACACAGCACUCGAUACACAAAUUGACCAAGUGUUGCAUGGCACCGUGGCCAAGAUCAACGACAUUAUUGACUCUGUUCUUCAGACCGGUGUUCAGCGGGUGGAUGAUGCUUUGUACGAAUUGGACUCCACCAUGCAGGCUGGUAAUCAGAACGCCUCGCCUCCCUAUGUGCUUUCUCAGAUUGAAAAGGCGUCUGCAUCGGCCACGGAGUUUUCCACGGCGUUUAACAACUACAUCGCCGAUGGCCCUAACAGCACCCAUGCGGAGAUUAUUCGUACAGUCUCAAUCUUUUCGGGCGCGAUUGCCGAUGUUCUCAGCAAUACCAAGGGUUUGACUCGUCUCGCCAAAGACGACAAGAACGCUGAUCAAGUAUUGAACGCAGCCCGCAAGUCUGCCCAAGCAACAGUACGGUUCUUCCGGGGAUUGCAGUCCUUCCGCCUCGAGGGACUGGAGGCUUUGCAAAAGACUGACGUGGUGAUCAACAACAAUCUCGAGGUGCAAAGAGAUUUGCAGGCUCUGUCGAAAUUGGUCGACGUCUUCGCUCCUAAGAGCGCGAGAAUCACCACCAAUGGAGAUCUUGGAGACCUUGUUGACCAAGAACUGUUGAAGGCGGCUGAUGCCAUUGAUGCUGCGGCUCAGCGCUUGGCGAAGCUCAAGAAUAAGCCUCGCGAUGGCUACACCACGUAUGAGCUUCGGAUCAAUGACGUCAUUCUAGAAGCUGCUAUUGCUGUCACCAACGCAAUCGCUGAGCUGAUCAAGGCAGCGACGGAGUCGCAGCAAGAGAUUGUCCGUGAGGGCCGCGGUAGUUCUUCGCGUACUGCGUUCUACAAGAAGAACAACCGUUGGACCGAAGGUCUAAUCUCGGCGGCCAAGGCCGUUGCCAACUCGACCAACACCUUGAUCGAGACGGCUGAUGGAGUUAUCUCUGGUCGCAACUCGCCUGAGCAGCUGAUUGUGGCCAGUAACGACGUGGCAGCGAGUACGGCUCAGCUGGUGGCGGCCAGUCGUGUCAAGGCUAGCUUCAUGAGCAAGACCCAAGACCGCUUGGAGACUGCUAGCAAGGCCGUUGGCUCCGCAUGCCGGGCUUUGGUGCGGCAGGUGCAGGGUAUUAUCAAGGAGAAGAACCAGGAUGACACGGAAGCGGUCGACUACACCAAGCUGGGCUCGCAUGAGUUCAAGGUGCGAGAAAUGGAGCAACAGGUCGAGAUUCUCCAACUCGAGAAUGCGCUUUCUCGCGCUCGUCAACGCCUGGGAGAAAUGCGCAAGAUCUCUUACCAGGAAGAUUAAAGUCGCUGAUGUGAUCGGUCUGAUUGAGACGUGGGUGGGUUUCGUGUGCGAUUACCGCAUGUCGCAAUGGUUCUCAGCGUCCUUAUUCCUACUAUUUGGUUUGUCGUUUGUCG